UCUGGCAACCCCUUUCAGAAAAACUCAUAGCAACCUGGCAACCUUGCGCGCAUAGAAACGUGGGCUGAGCGCUCGGCGACGCACUCACACAGCCAGAGUUUCCACACAUCAGAAAGUGAUCGCGGGUCAGAAACGGGCGAGAGAGAGAGAGAGAGCUCGUACCGAAAAGUGUUGCGGAUUAACCGAGUUUAACGAAUAUUGGGAGACUCAGGAGGAACAACGGAAACCCGGAACGGAAACCUCGGCGUGUCGGAGCGGUGAGCGAUGCGCUGGCACCAUGGCCAAAUGGUUCAAGGAGCACCUGGGAUUCAAGAGCGCCAAAGCCUCGCCGCCGGCGCCUCCGAGACCGGACUACCGGCACUGCCACGCGGCCGCCGCAGCUUACCAACACGCGGGCACCGGCACCGUAGGCGCGAGCUACCCGAGCGCCGCGCAGCCGGAUAUCCUCGCCGCGUACAAACUCCAGAAAGAGCUGGACUUCGAGGACCCGUACGCCGCCGGCGCCAACACUUGUUUCACGGGCGCAGCACUCUCGGAGGUGAAGUACGUGUCUCCGAAACACCGGCUCAUCAAAGUGGAGACGCUGGAGAGGAGCAGCGCGAGCCCGAGUGUUGGCGGAGGAGGAGGCGGCGGCGGCGGAGGUUCUGGUGGUAGUAGUGGUGGUGGCAGCGCGAGCCAGGCAGCUGUAGGGAGCGCGAGAUCUCCCACAUCCCCACCCGCCGAGCACGAGACUAAGCAGGACAAGGUGAUCAUCUUGGAGGACUACGCCGACCCUUUCGAUGCCGCGGAUCAAGCAGGCGGCACGCAGAGCAGCGUGGAGAAGCCUGUGGAGAACGAUGGCUACAUGGAGCCGUACGAGGCUCAGAAGAUGAUGGCUGAGAUCCGAGGGAGUCGAGGCGUAAAGGACGGGCCGGUUCGGCAGCUUCCCCUGUAUGACACCCCGUACGAGCCUGCAGAGAACGGCGGGGAUUCUGACCCCCUGUGUUCACGUGAGAGCAGGCUGCCUCAGGAUGACGAGAGGCCACCGGAGGAAUACGAUCAACCCUGGGAGUGGAAGAAAGAACGCAUCUCAAAAGCCUUCGCAGUAGAGAUUAAAGUGAUAAAGGACCUCCCGUGGCCUCCUCCUGUUGGCCAGCUCAGCACUACGUCCCCCCUGGUGGAGGUGGUUGAGGCUCCUCCUGCUCCCCAGCAGGCGUCCCAGCUCUCCCCUGGACAGAGCGCCUCAGGCACUGAGCAGCACCACCAGGUCCAGUUCGAGGGGGUGGAGAAAGGCAGGAUGUCUCCGACGAAAGACGGGAAAUCGAGGCCUCCGCAGCGUCACUCCAGCGGCUGCUUGGUCAACAUGAAGAUGAGUUCGGUGGAGCAGUGUAUGCCCACACUGGGCGAGCGCAUCGACCCUACCAUGCCACUGGAGAGCCAGUUCUGGUAUCACGGUGCAAUCAGUCGAACGGACGCUGAGUCAUUACUGAGGUUGUGUAAAGAGGCCAGCUACCUAGUGAGAAACAGUGAGACCAGCAAGAACGACUUCUCCCUCUCUCUCAAGAGCAGCCAGGGUUUCAUGCACAUGAAGCUGUCAAGAACCAAAGACAACAAGUACAUCCUGGGCCAGAACAGCUGUCUGUUCGACAGCGUGCCGGAGAUCAUCCACUUCUACUCCAGCCGCAAGCUGCCGAUCAAAGGAGCCGAGCACAUGUCCCUCCUGUACCCCGUGGCCAUCCGGACACUUUAGCCUCCAGUCUAGAUUCGAUCGCUGAACAAAUGGCGCGUAGAUGCUUGUUACAGGUGGACGGAACAUCCAUCAUCUGCAUUUACGACGGCAUCUUAUAAUGUUUGACGACUGAUAUGGUGUCUGUUAAGCCUUUGUGAAUGGCUGCUUGUACACAGUGCUACUGGAACACUCUCCAGCAAAGACUGGAAGACUUUAGAGGCUUUAAAAGAAAAAGCCUUCACUUUCCCACUGAUGGUGUCAAAUCUUUUUUUUUUUUUUUUAAUUUACGCCGAGUUAUACCUUCAGCUCAGUGGAUUAUGGAGACCACACCGACCACACAAAGCAGACUAAUCUGUAAAUAAUAUGUUUUCCAGCAGCUCUAACGUGCACCCUCAAAUCCCUUUCCGCUGACAUUUCCUGUUCAUUUGGACUUAAAAACCCUGAGCUUUGGCCUGCGCCUCCACUUUGAUUGUUUGGUCUCAUGCAUACUGUAAUAAAAUCUCACGCAAACCAUUUGUGGACGUUUCUGAACUCCAGGAUGAUGUAUAAACUGCUGUUUUGUUAACACUAGUGAACCGAUCGGGAUACCACAACUCAUAUGAAGGUUCCUGGCUUGUGUUUUUCUCUUCAGUGUGAUCAUUUCCGAGAUGAAAAAUUGGAGGGGAGUUUUGUUUGUAUCUGAAACAGUCCAGAUUAGCAAGAAAACUAAUGCCAUGUACGACAAAGUUGCUGUUCCCUAGUAACAUGCAUUGAAACACACUUAGAAAAACACCUACAUGACAACUACAUAAAUCUUUCAACAGACCUGCAUAAGCAUUUGUAAACGAAUAUAGAUUAUAUUCAUGACGACAGACUCCCUUUGUCAGUUUCGAUGCCAAGCCGACUUAACACAACAAUUCUGUCAUCGCUACGAAUGCAAACCCUCAUAAGCAUGAAGGCUUAUUGCAUCAGUGAUGUUGACAAAAAGCUUCUUCCUUCAGCUUAAAGUCAAGUCGAUAUUACCCCCCUUAUGUCAACUGGCAACUUUCCAUCGACAUAACUUUGCGUUACGGCAAAUUCUGAGCAGUAGAAAUUUCAUGACAACUGACUUUGUAGCUCUUUUGGUAUUUUUAGGAUCAGAUUUUAACUGGAUUUUAAUUUGUGAGAAAUUUUAUAUAUAUAUAUAUAUAUAUAUAUAUAUAUAUAUAUAUAUAUAUAUAUAAAUACAUAACACUAUCGUCCUCAAAAAGUUUCAAAAUUUAACUCUCAUACCCAUCAUUAUGUGUCAUUAGAAGUUCAUUGAGGUAUAAAGUCGGAUGUUCCUCUAAUUUGACUUCGAGCUUGUGAAGAAAGCUUCUUUUGAAAUAAACCUUAAUAAAUUUUAUUUACAUGUUUGGUGGUUUUUGUUUUUUGGCCACCAUAAUUUUUUAUUUUAAAAAUUAUAUACUAUAUAUUUUUUUAAAAAUUAAAAGGGUCUCUGAGUGGUGCAACAGUAAAGCGUUCGCCCUCUUGUACAGAAGUUCGAAGGCAAAUUCCCAAGAAGCCACAGCCACCAGUCUUGGCGCUAGGAAUCUAAUAAAGCUAUAGUGGAUGUGGGAUGGCUUGCUCUCUCUCUCUCUCCCCCUGUCAAUCACAGUGUUAUAAAAUUGGAGAAGAUUCUCAGAGGAAGAACAUUCCCUUGUUUAUAGCUGCUGUGGGCGGAAAAACGGGAGACAAAUAAAUAGAUAUGAAUUUUUUUCAUGUACACAAUGCAAGUUUUGUGUCACGAAGGAUUUAUGUAGUUGUUCAGCUCUGAAGCGAUCUUUUCGUCCCAAUCCGAUCUUCCUACCGGUUGCAUACAACAAGUAGAUUCGGCGCAUUUGAACAGAGCCAAAAUUUCAGAUAAUAGACAACAUAUUUGUCUCGAGACUGAUUGCCGUUCUGUGGCCAAGUGAAGCAUGAAAAAGGAUGUUUCAGACGUUGAGCCACUUUACAUUCAAUCCCCCCUCAGCUUAAGACUAGGGAGAAUGAAAUAUGUCUGCAUUGUCUACCUCAGAAAAUCAAUUUAAUUCCACCCAUCAGCCAAUCAAUAAGGUACAAUAAGAUUGCAGAUAUCGAUCCAACUCCCUUUUCCUCUCGUCAAUUUCCACCAAAUUGUACCUUGGCUUUAGGAAAAAAAAAAAAAAAGUUUGUCUUGGUUCAACUCCAUCAAAGUCGGUUUGUUUUCAUGCUUGUGCUCGCCUGCUCGUUUUUUCUUUCUUUCUUUUACGAUCGUUUGUAUGUAAAUGUUACUCUGUACUAGUACGUGAUGCCGGUGACAUCCUUUGGGUUCAGGCUUUAGACUGUAGAUGCAUGGUGAGGAAAGAAAAAAAAUAAUCCAGUCCAUUUCUUAAACCUUUUUUUUUUAUUUCCCCAAAAAACACAUUGCUUUAAAUGAAUGUUCUGUGACUGUAAUUUAUUAUGGAGUGAUGAUUAUAGCUGUGUUCUUACUCCCAGACAAAGUGACUGAGAUCCUUUUAUGUUCUCUCUGUUCAAUUCUUUGUGUGUGUGAGAGUGUGUUUUGUGAGUGUGUGUGUGAGAGAGAGAGAGACUAUGAGUUUGUGUAUACCAAGGAUUGGAACUAGCAUAUUUCUAUUUCUAAGCUAUUGAUCGGUUUGUUUGCCCUGUUACGGUGUUGCGUAAACAUGAUGCGAAAUUGUGGUACAGACCGAAACCUGGAAUAUGCAAUGGUUUCUCCCGUCUUUGUGCUUUUGUUGCCUGAUUGUGAGCCUCUCAGCAGGCGAGUCUGCUUAUGAAAAGGCCUUAUUUAAUCAUCUUUAUUGCUGGGGAAGCAAAGCCUUGCAGGUCUUGGAAAUAACGAGGAGCCGAGAUGAAAGUCGCUAAUUAAACUCGUAAACCUUUAAACCCAUAUCGCGCACCAUUGUGAGCGAGUCGCAUACAGUGUGUCGAAAUGCAUUUAGAUUUAGAGAACUGCUCGCAUCCGCUCACAUCGGGAAGCUUGUAAAUAAUUUUUUAAUGAUAGCAAAAAGAAAUCAAAAUGAAAAGAUGCAGCGGUACGGCCGGACCUGACAACGAUUUCUGUCUCAAAUUCCCAUGAUUCUUAUGGGCUUCAUGAAAAGGAGGGGAAAAAAAUACGUGUUCCUGUGUUUUCCGGAUUGAGUUCUGUGUCAAAAAGGGACUGAAAGACGAGAGAAUUACCGCUUGAUCUUUGUUACAGCAAGACACUACAGGUGAAUAAAAUAUUAAAUCUUACAAUUAGUCUUUCCUACUUGAUUGUGGAUACCUGAAGUAUUUUUGUAUUGGAGCUUUUAUUCAUUAAAAAAAAAAAAAAGCAUUUAUACGUGCAAAUCAGGCAAAUAAAUGGAGUUUGGAUUAUGUUCUAAUUGAAAUGUUGGAAUUACUUUCUCAAGAGAAAGGCUUUUACGCGGCAGUUUGUUGGAAGCAUUUAUCCAGUCAGCUGUAGUGAAAUAAAUGACACUUUUAGCAGAAAAUUGAAUGUCCUCCAAAGAGUUAUCAUCAUUAACAUUUUGAGGAGUUGGCUCCUUGGCUUAUAAAAAGAGAUUGAAAAUUGAAAAUAUCAUGAAUGCAGAUCAGCUAGUCAUUUUUGGAAUAAAAGGAAAAGGAAAACAAUGUCUUUAAAUAUAGACGUUUGUGUGAUUUAUGAGGUUUUAAAAAGACUUGUAUAUCCUGCGAGUUGGCAAAAACCUUUCUUUGAGUUUUAAUAUAUCGGUAUAUUUGUAUGUUCGAUUAAAACGGGAAACCAUGUCAGUUUAAUCGAGCCUAAAAUCUGAAAAAUCGAAAGCUGGAUUUGAGCAAAAUUGACAUUUUCACUUGUAGUGUCUUGCCUUAAUUUAAGGAUGUAUAGCAUCUGUAUCCUUGUGGCCUAUGCCGUAGUCGGGUUCUGAAUGUACUGUAUACUAACAGGAGGUUAUUUUUUACAUAAAGUCUAAUCUGUUUUAAAAAAAAACCUAAAAACCAGAGUGUAUGACCGGCAUGUUCAAGUAUCAGGACUGUAAAAUAAUUCUCAGAUGCUGGCAGAUGGAGAAGAGGAAAAAAAGCUCUGUUGUGUGAAGGCAGGUCUGAGGAUGAACAGCAGGAAGGGGAGGAGGAGAGGAUGAGAAAGUCCUAAUCUUCAUUGUGUCUGUUAGAGCAUCUCAGUUUUUGUAGAUGAGUGUUCUUUAGUUUGCUGUGUGUGAGUGAUGCUGAAGGCUUUUCUCAGCUUUGUUCAGACGGAUGCUGUAUUUGUGUGCGUGUGCAUGUGUGCGUGUGUGCGUGUGCGUGUGUGUGUGUGUGUGUGUGUGUGUGUGUCGUCAAUCAUACACUGUCACCUCACCUGAAUCUAAUGUUCUUGUGUUAGUUUCCUCCUGUGUAUGCACUAAUAGAACAUAUCUGUACACUCUCAUGGCCAAAUGUAUAUACUGAAUGUAAUAAACGGGGAUGUGGAGGCUUUGAGGUUCAAAGAAAUAAAGAGUUUAUGGGUCUAAAUGAA
This is a messenger RNA of Hemibagrus wyckioides, 6155 nucleotides long. RefSeq lists its product as uncharacterized. Bases 278 to 1729 code for a protein of 483 amino acids. Gene Ontology annotation, molecular function: phosphotyrosine residue binding. The transcript is spliced from 7 exons. The record is from RefSeq and is a predicted model, not a curated record. Lineage: Eukaryota; Metazoa; Chordata; Actinopteri; Siluriformes; Bagridae.